Messenger RNA from Parnassius apollo (apollo), 372 nucleotides. NCBI's taxonomy places the organism in Eukaryota, Metazoa, Arthropoda, Insecta, Lepidoptera, Papilionidae. The record is from the annotation of a GenBank genome assembly.
AUGACGGUUCCCGGUAAAGGGGACACAUUGGGCCCAGAAACUCGCCCUUUAUCGACAUCACAAGGCGUUGAUGCAACGCAGCGGCUCGCUGGCGCUGGUUCUGCGUGGCGGCUCAAAGGCGCUGAUGCGGCGCAGCAGUUCGUUGAUGCUGAUGCGGCGCAGUGGCUCACUGGUCUUGGCGUGAUGCUGUCGCUUGCUGGCACUGGUGUGGCGCAGCAGCUCGCUGGGACGGGUGCAGCGCAGCGGCUUGCUGGCACGGAUCUUACACACGAGGACGUGCGAGUGGUCAGAUAUGGUCCUAUUAGAGAAUCAGUGGCGCCAUCUGACAACACCAUUUCUCGCCCAAUAAACAACAUCCGAACGCAAGCGUGA